AUGCUUGCUCGUGCUCUGCCACCUGCUGUUCCAAACACUCAGUGCCUCUCCUCGACGUCGUUCACGAUCCCGCCUCUUGGACCCGGAUCGACCAUUGCGCAAACGGUCGAGUGGCACGCUGCGCACAGUGCCCAACAUCCACUCUUUGUAUACCCGCGUGAAGACGGCUCGCAGGGGAAGGUGACAUGGUCUGAAGUCGGCGAGGCUGUGAAAGUUGGCGCAACAAUUUUAUUGCAGCGUACGGGGUUGGACACUGACAGGACGGCAGAGGGGAGGCCAGUCGUAGGCAUUCUCGCACUAUCAGACAUGAUCCCCUACGCAACAACAUUCCUCGCAAUCCAGCGCGCCGGCUGUACGCCCUUCCCCAUCUCGCCGCGCAACUCCCCCGCGGCAGUCGCCCAUCUUCUCGCGAAUGCGUCCGUCGCGCACAUCCUCGUCGGGCCCGAAGAGAGCAUGCAGACGCUUCUCAGCGCCGCGCUUGAUAUCCUCCUUCACCCGCCUUCCUCCUCAACCCUCCCCUCAAAUACGGACACACCCGCCGUCCUCCCCCUGCCCACAUACACCGAUCUCUACCACCCCUCUCCCUCUACCCUCGCCUCCCUCCCCGCGCUCCCCGCUCUCCCGACAUACGACCCAGCGCCGUCCUCGAUAACAGCCAUAAUGCACUCCUCGGGCUCGACCGCGUUUCCGAAGCCCAUACCCUGGACAUCGCGCAACUACGCGGAUCUGCGGCUCGUGCCGUUCUUCGGCGAGCGCGAUCUGACGGGCAGCGUUUUUGCGCUGCAGACGAUGCCGAUGUAUCAUGGGCUGGGCGUUGUUGCGCUGUGCUGGGCGGCAGGCUGCGGCCUCACCAUCGGCGCAUUCGAGCCGCGCGUCGCGCACGCGCCCGCGACGGUGCCGACGCCCGACAACGUGUUCGCGGCUGCACGGACGAUACGCGCGGAUAUCGUGUUUGCGGUGCCGUCCAUGGUCGAGGCGUGGGCGACUAGGCCGGAUUAUGUGGAGUGGCUGGCGUCGAGGACGGGCGUUCUGUACGGCGGCGGCCCGUUGAACAAGGACACGGGCGACGCGCUGACUGCGCAGGGCGUGAACGUGUUUAUUUUCUAUGGGAGCACCGAGAUCGGUGUCGUGAGCCCGAUCCUGCCUGCGAGAGUCGGCUACGACUGGGAGUACUUUGCCAUUCCCGCGUUUAUCAAGCCCGAGCUUGUUCCCGUGGGCGAUAAUACGUUUGAGCUGCUCGUUCUUGCAAACACGUACUCCGUGCCCGCCGUAUUCAACACAGCGCUGAGCGACGGCGUCAAAGCGUACGCGACGUCCGACCUUCUCAGCCCGCACCCGACACGCAAGGGAUACUGGCGGGUGUUCGGGCGGACAGACGACCAGAUCAUGCAUUCGACGGGCGAGAAGACGAAUCCGGGCCCGCUGGAGAGCAUCCUAACCCAGGACCCGCACGUCGGCGCGUGCGUCAUGUUCGGGCGGGGCAGAUUCCAGCCAGGCGUGGUUGUCGAUCCCGCGCCGGGGUUUGAGUUUGAUCCGCGGGAUGCGGGGCGGGCGGAGGCGUUCCGGGGUGUUAUUUGGCCGAGUGUGGAGGCGAUGAACCGGUACGCGCCGCAGCAUUCGCGGGUGUUUAGGGAGAUGAUCGUGAUUUCGACGCCCGGCAAACCGUUCACGUAUACCGCCAAGGGCACCGUGCGCCGGCAGGCGGUCAUCCACGCGUACAGCGACGAGAUCGACGCGGCGUACGCGGCCGCGGAGAAGCUCGAAAGCGUUCAGAGUGGUGGGUUUGCGGUGCCGGAGGUGUGGACGGCCGACGCGGCGCUGGCGUUUGUGCGCGCGGUUGUGUGGAGGGUAGUGGGGAGGGAGGUUGGGGAUGGGGUGGAUUUGUUUCAGGUUGGGUGUGAUAGUUUGCAGGCGACGUGGAUACGCAAUACCCUUCUUCGUGCGCUUCAGGGUGCGUCCGCAGGAGCAGGGAUCGACGUGAGCAGUAUCACCGAGAACAUUGUCUACCGCCACCCGACGAUUUCGGCGCUUGCCUCGUUUCUCGUGGACGUCGCUCACGGAGAUAAAAUUACUUCGAACGCGAACGUGGUAUCGCAGAGGGCAGACCGCAUGCGCGCCAUGGCAGAGAAAUACAUCUCCAAGUCUGCACAAAGCACCUCUCCGUCUUCGCAUCGAAAGCGCUGCACUUCCCCGCUCGCAUCUGCGUCUGCGGCAAGAAACAGUGGACACGAAGCGGUCGGAGGCGCGGUGGUGCUCGUCACAGGCACGACGGGUAUGCUCGGGAGCCAGCUCCUCGCGGCGCUCGUGGGUGACCCGAGCGUGGGGCGCGUGUAUGCGCUCAAUCGCGCUCAGGCGCGUAGUGCCAGCGGCCCGGGCGAGUGCGUCAGGGCAAGGCAGGUGCGGGCGCUACGGCAGGCGGGGCUGGAUGUGCGGCUGUUGGAGAGCGAGAAGGUGGUGUUGGUCGAGGGUGAUUUGACGGAGGAGCGGUUUGGGAUGGGCGAGGUGUAUGAGGAGAUGCGGGGGAGUGUGACGCAUGUUGUACAUAACGCUUGGACGGUUAAUUUUAACCUCGGGCUUGAUUCGUUCGAGGGGAACAUCCGGGGUCUGCGGAGUCUGGUUGACUUUGUACUGUCGUCGUCUUUAUCGCGCUCGCCGAAGGUGGUGUUUACGAGUUCGAUUGGGGUUGUGCAGAAUUCAGGCUCGAAGACAGCUAUCCCGGAAACAGCCGUCGAAGCCGAAGUUGCAGUCGGCACCGGGUACAGCGAGUCCAAGUGGGUCGCCGAGCAUAUUCUGCAGCGUAUGGCGCAGACGCACGGGCUCGACGCGCUCGUUGUGCGCGUUGGGCAGCUGUGUGGCGCGGUGGAGAGCGGGGCGUGGAACGUGAAUGAGUGGGUGCCUGCGCUGGUGCAGGCGGCACAGGUGCUUGGGUGUUUCCCGAGCGAGGAUAAGGACGUGUCGUGGAUGCCCAUCUCCACCGCUGCUUCGGUACUAGCGGACGUGGCGCUGUCGAGCGGCACGGAGACACCGCGCAGCAGAGUCGUGCACCUCGUUCAUCCCCGGCCUGUUGCGUUUUCGAAGAUCGCAGACGCGUUUGCGGCGGAGCUGGAUGUGCAGGCGGUGUCGUACGGCGGGUGGCUGACGAAGCUGGAGGCGUUCGCCAGUCGUGCCCAGGACGGUCCGGCUGAUGAGCAUAAUGGUCAGCCCUGCGGAAACAAGACGUUGAGAGCCGUGCAGCUGCUCCCGUUCUUCCGUGCGCUCGCCGCUACCCGGACGGGUUCAGAAGCGCUGGGGUUUCCGAGGCUGGAAUGUACGCAGUUGGAGCGGUGCUCGGGGCUGGUGAGAGAGCGGGGCGUUGAGCUGCUGGGUGCGGGGGAUGUGGGGCGCUUCUCUCGAACACUCGUAAAGAAGCCAGCAUGGGCGCAAAUGAACACAAAUGAACACGGGCUACACACGGCUACACUGUCAAUGGGGAGCAGACCGAGCAGUCAUCGAGCAGAGAUGCACCCGGAAUACAUCUUCAACUUGCUCAUGUCUGACGUAGGGAUCUCGCACUCAAGCGAGAGCGACGCGAACAACCGCACGGGCGAUGAACGGGUGUCGAGACGCAUUCCUCCGGCUCCUCAAUCGCAGGCUCUGACUUCGGCGACGUUCAAGGUCGCGCCGCUUGAUGGAUCUUUAACCUUUCCGGAGGUUGUGGACUGGCACGGCGUGCAUAGCUCUGAUCAUCCGCUUUUUGUCUACGCGAAGGAGGACGGGAGCACGCGUGCGAUCACUUGGUCGGAAGUUGCCAGCGCCGUGUCUGUGGGCUCAAGGCUCCUGCGGCAGCGCACCAAGGUGGUUGGGGCGGGUGAGAGGCCCAUUGUUGGGAUCCUCGCUAUCUCAGUGCUGAAAGCGAGUCUCCUGCGAGCGAACUUUGUCCCGUUCCCCAUCUCGCCGCGAAACUCUGCAAUGGCCGCCGCUCACCUGAUAGAGCAGGCCAAUGUCGACUUCAUUCUGGUCGGCCGCGAGCAGAGCAUGCAAGAUCUGCUCGACGAGGCGCUCUCUGUCCGCCGCGACAAAGCCUCUGCGUCGCCCGCUUUGAAACUACCCACCGUCGUCCCGCUGUUCACGUUCGACGAAUUAUUCUCUCCCUCGCCUGACGUCCUCGCGUAUCUCCCCGACCACACGCCGUUCAUCAGCAGCGGCCCCGACGCAGACCUCAUCAUCCUACACUCGUCGGGCUCGACCGCGUUCCCGAAGCUCAUCCGGUGGAGCAACAUCCGCGGCACGCAGAUCUCGCUCAUCCCGUUCUUCGGCGACCACGAUCUCACGGGGAAGGUGUUCUCGCUGCACACGGUGCCGAUGUACCACGGGAUGGGGUUUAACCAGCUGCUGUGGGCGGCGGGCUGCGGGUUGACGAUCAGCGCGUUCGAGCCGAAGGUCCCUGCGAUGCAGCCGACGCCGGAUAAUCUGUUCGUGGGCGCGAAGAGGACGUCGAGCGAUUUUAUCUACUGUGUUCCAUCUGUCAUUGAGGACUGGGCGUCGAAACCUGACUACGUCCGAUGGCUUGCCACGAGAUCAGGCCUCCUGUUUGGGGGCGGACCUUUGAACAAGGAGACGGGAGACUUCAUGUUUUCGCAAGGUAUCGGUAUGUAUAUCAUGUAUGCAGGCACCGAGAUGGGUCCAGUGGGCCCUAUGAUUCCAGCGAACGUGGACAAGGAUUGGGAGUUCUUCACCAUCUCGAAACAGAUCCAGACCGAAUUCGUGCCGUACAGCGAGAACACGUUCGAGCUCGUCAUAGUCUCAAACGACUUUUGCGUGCCGAGCGUGCUCAACACGGACGUGAACGGCAAGAAGGCGUACGCGACGUCCGAUUUGCUCGAGCCGCACCUGACCAAGAAGGGGUACUGGCGGGUCUUUGGAAGGGCUGAUGAUCAGAUUAUGCAUAGCACUGGCGAGAAGACGAAUCCGGGCCCGCUUGAGAGCAUACUCAAUCGCGAUCCGCACGUAACCGCUUCGGUUAUGUUUGGUCGGGCCAGCCCGGCCAAGCCAUUCACAUACACGGCCAAGAACACCGCGCGGAGACAGGCAAUCCUCAACGCAUACACUGACGCAAUCGGAGCUGCGUAUGCAGCCGCACAUCAGAGCGCGCAAAGCAGCAUCGAGCCACCGGCCGAGUGGAGCUUGGAGCUAACAAGCACGUUCGUAUCACCUCCUGAUUCCUCUGCUACCCAAUGGUCUUUCGUACUAACCACUGCCAGUCUGCAGGCAACGUGGAUCCGCAACACCGUCCUCCGUGCCCUGCGCGAUUCCGCGUCCACAUCCGUCAAUACGCGGAAAAUCAGCGAGAGCGUCGUGUACCAGCACCCGACCAUCAAUUCGCUCACGGCGUUCCUUGUCGAAGCCGCCCGCGGUAAUGCCGAAGACGCCGGGGAGUUUUCAAUCUCCCAGCGGGUGGAAGCGAUGCACAGAAUGGUGGAGAAGUAUAUAACAGGGGAUGCUCCUACGCGAGAGACGACUUCUGCGAACGGGCGACUCAAAGGCAACGGCACCGUGGUACUUGUCACUGGGACGACCGGUGGACUGGGCAGCCACAUCCUGGAUGUGCUCGUCAAGGACUCUCGGGUGAGGCACGUAUUCGCGCUCAAUAGAUCAAGCCGUGCCGGGGAAGAUAUUCGGACGCGCCAGAGACGAGGGUUCGUGCAGGCGGGUUUAGAUGAAGGGGUAUCGUUGGAUAAUGUGACGUUGGUGAAAGCCGAUUUGGUGGACGAUCAUCUUGGGUUAAGACAAGAUUUAUACGACGAGAUGCUUAGGAGCGUGACGCAUGUCAUUCACAACGCAUGGAACGUCAACUUCAACCUCGGUCUCGACUCGUUCGAAGACAACAUCCAGGCUACACAGAACCUUGUCAGGUUCUCCCUGUCAUCGCAUCUUCCGGCACCACCGAGAGUCGUCUUCACGAGUUCUAUUGGGGUAUUUCAAAAUGUACGGCAUAAGCAGUAUCUCGCUGAGACGCCCAUCAAAGCAGAAGUCGCCGCCGGACUCGGGUAUACCGAGUCAAAGUGGGUUGCCGAGCGCUUGCUCAUGCAUAUGGUUGGUGCUUUCCCCGGGCUGGACGUCUUGAUAGCUCGCGUGGGGCAGCUUUGUGGCACAAGUGGAAAUGGAGCGUGGAACGCGAAGGAGUGGUUCCCUGCGCUCGUCCAGGCGUCGCAGGCUAUGGGUUGCUUUCCCACACAGGACAAGGCCGCAUCGUGGAUACCUAUAUCAGCGGCUGCAUCCGUCCUUGUGGAUCUGACUCUCUCGAGUUCGAAACCCAAGGACAGUAUCGUCCAUCUUGUCCAUCCUCAGCCUGUUAUUUUUUCGUCGCUUGCAAGCCAUUUCGCUUCGAUGCUCGACGUACCGCUCGUGACGUAUGACGCAUGGUUAUCCAAGCUCGCGGCUCUAUCGGAUGAUGCGAGCAGUAUUCCGCGCGUCCAACCGAAUGGCGAUGGCAACGACUAUAGCAGCAUUCGCGCGCUUCAGCUGCUCCCGUACUUCCGCGGUCUCGCUUCGAACGCGGACAGUGGCGAUUCAUUUGGACUUCCGUCGCUGGACUGCUCGCAGUUGAAAUUAUGUUCGAAGGCUGAUUUGAGCACUGAAAUGGAGAGUUUAGGUCAAGCGGACGUCGUGAAGUGGGUCGCAUAUUGGCGGCAAGUUGGACUGUUGCGUCAGGUUGUGUAGGCAUCUUCGGAGUUCAGUCUAAUUGAUCUGCAGUUUUAUUUCU
Molecule: messenger RNA, 6742 nt
Organism: Coniophora puteana RWD-64-598 SS2
Lineage: Eukaryota; Fungi; Basidiomycota; Agaricomycetes; Boletales; Coniophoraceae
Product: acetyl-CoA synthetase-like protein
Exons: 33
Coding region: 1-6699 (2232 amino acids)
Molecular function (GO): phosphopantetheine binding
Source: RefSeq, a predicted model, not a curated record